Molecule: messenger RNA, 852 nt
Organism: Mesorhabditis belari
Lineage: Eukaryota; Metazoa; Nematoda; Chromadorea; Rhabditida; Rhabditidae
Source: the annotation of a GenBank genome assembly
AUGUGGGGUUGUACUUUUGCCGAAAAGAACGAAGAUGUACGUGAUCAUGAGGAGUUCAAGGCUGAUUACCUCCAUGAGCCUGUUGUGAGCCAAUUUUCUUUCCCACUACCACCACUCGGAAUCCAGCCCAAAGAAUUUGUUGGCGCACACUUCGGAAAAGAGCUCAAAAAUCUGCAGUUCCGUAAGGGAACCACCACGCUUGCUUUCCUCUAUGAACCGGCCACGCCAGCAGAUCAGGGUGGUAUUAUCAUUGCCGUCGAUUCGCGUGCUUCAGCUGGAGAAUAUAUCUCAUCCAAAUCCGUGAUGAAGAUUCUUGAUAUCGGCGAUCGAAUGGUGGCCACAAUGGCUGGUGGAGCCGCUGAUUGUCAAUUCUGGACUCGAGUGGUGGCAAAAUAUUGCACACUUUAUGAGCUUCGAGAAAAGGCGCCGAUUACCGUGGCUGCUGCUAGCAAAUACUUUGCCAACGUUUUAUAUGGUUACAAGGGACAAGGUCUUUCUGUUGGUUCAAUGGUUUGCGGAUACGAUAAGCGCGGUCCAGCUAUUUUCAAGGUCGACUCUGAGGGUGAUCGUUCCUCAUUGAAUGUUUGCUCAGUGGGAUCGGGAUCGUUGAAUGCUUACGGAAUUCUUGAUCAGCACUAUAAACCAAAAAUGACCGAUGAGGAAGCUAAACAACUUGGCUGGAGGGCAAUCAUGCACGCCACAUACCGUGACUCUGGAUCGGGAGGUGUCUGCAAUUUGGUUCACAUCUCUCCGGAAGGCAAAACGCGUUAUCCUGGCCGCGACGUGUCUCAACUCUAUUAUGAAUUCGCCGCCGAGCUCGGACGCGAUAUUGCUUACGAUCCACGCGAUGAU